UGUCGUAUCAGACUGGUGUGAUAUGGAUUCCAAUAUAUUCGCAAAGACUGGGCAUUGCAGUUACAUUCGUGUUGAUCUGGAUGCCAUCACAAACAAUGUCAACAUUCUACGGUCACGUGUAGCAACAAACACCGAAUUGAUUGCAGUAGUGAAAGGAGGAGGUUAUGGGCAUGGAGGCGUGCCAGUGUCUAGGCAUCUUAAAUCGAUUGGUGUUAGGGCACUUGCAGUUGCAACUGGUGGUGAAGGCAGAUCACUACGAAAGGGUGGACUACAAGGGAAGAUUCAUGUUGUAGGUAACUUUCAGCCUGAAGACAUUGACUGCAUAGUUGAGAAUGAUUUAAUUCCAACUGUAAGCUGGAGCAAUGGGCUGAAAUCUAUUCCAAAAGACAAACUUGUCAACAAGGUAAGCUGAAAAAGUAUGGUUGGAG
This is a messenger RNA of Priapulus caudatus, 428 nucleotides long. RefSeq names its product alanine racemase-like. Gene Ontology annotation, molecular function: alanine racemase activity; pyridoxal phosphate binding. The transcript is spliced from 4 exons. The record is from RefSeq and is a predicted model, not a curated record. Lineage: Eukaryota; Metazoa; Priapulida; Priapulimorpha; Priapulimorphida; Priapulidae. The coding region runs from base 23 to 412 and encodes 129 amino acids. Gene Ontology annotation, cellular component: cytosol.